ACUCCGCUCACAUGUGGUUUAACAUCGCACAAAUGUGAGAUUUUUGUGGCUUUCCGCCAGUUUCUGUCGCGAUUUCAUGGUGAGAACAUCACAAGUGGAGAAAAAAUUGACUCCUAAGAGAAUCAAAUUGACAGUCAAUGCUCGAGUAACAAUCCUAAUAGUGCGAAUCGCUUCUCAACAUCGUGAUGUUCCAUUUAAUGGUCACACAAUAGAUGAACUUGGAAUACAUUUAACAAAUUUCGUGCUUCAACCUCAGGUUUUGCGGGAGUGAAGUGGUGUUUUUUUUUAUAUUGCUGGAACUUGUGGCUAAAAGUGAAGUGUGAGACUCCUGAAAGUUUCUUUCUCCUUCAUCAACAAGUUAGAAAAAGGAGUUUUUCUACCACGCAAAAAGAGACACACAAGAGCCGACAGUCGCUAUGAUGACGGUGAAAUCAGUACGCCGAGGAUUUACGUAAUAUUUCUUCUUAAUGCCCUCAGAGUGAGGGUUUCAUGAAAGGGAGAGAAAUCAGUGUUUCACAAGUGAAGACGUAUCGCUGAAAGUCUAGCAAAUGCAAUUGAAUUUCAAGACGACAGUGUCAAGGGGUGUAAAGCAUUGAGUAAUUUGACUAAGUUCGCUACAAUUGAGACACCUUCGCUUGACUUUUUGCACCGCACCGUGCAGAGCCCCUUGGCAAGAACCAAGACAAGAAUUCUCCCUGAUAAGGCACAUAAAGUGAAACUGAGAAAGAAAUGAUCAAAUAAGAGAGAGCAUCAAAGUUGGAAAAAUCAUCCAAGUCACAUUUACCAUUUGGAAUCUAAAAAUCUCUUAUGAAUAUAUGAUAGAGUGAAAAAUCGCAUUUCAUCGUGAAAUUUAAUUUUCAAAAGUUCCUCCAAGUGAAAAAAUGUGGUGAGAGUGAGUGCAAACUUUUGUCACCUUGUGCACAGCGUGAAUGGGGGGACAUUUUUGCUGUGAUAGAGAUGUGAGGGUGAAAGCAAAUCACCUCUAAAUGGAGGAGAAAACUGCAAAAGAUAGUGACUUGUGUGAAUUGAUGGCAGUGUGUAAGCGUGGGUGAUACUUAGUGCGGCUCCCUUUGAGCUUCUUGCUCGCAAUUUUCACUCACUCAUUCUCUGUCUCUCUCAUGUGCUUUGCACAGCCAGGCACAAUGAUGAUGCAUCAAUGUUGGCAGCUUUUGAUCAUACUCACGACAGUGACUGUCUUGUCUUGUGCCUCUCGAGAUGCGUCGAAUUCAGUCUAUCGGAGCGAAAGGCAUUCCCAGACCACAGACCAUCGAACACAGAGCAUUCACCGUGAGCGGACGCGACGCAGUCAUCUCAUGGGAUAUUCGGAGUCUGUCGAGCACAUCACGGAGAACAAUACAGCACUGUCCAGUGAGGAUAUAGACCAGUAUUUUGUGGAUCUGAUGACCGCACCGGCGGCGACUUCUCACAUUCUCCAGAACGCCACAUGCAUUGAGCAUGAGGAUCCCGAUUGUGUCAUCAAUCACAAUAUCACGUGCGUCGGCGAUCCAGUGUACUGCAAUCUCACCUACGAUGAGUACAUGAGUCUGCUCUAUGACUACAUCUAUCCCACAAUCCCAGAGUGGAUUCUCAUCUUCUCGCAUUCCAUCGUCUUUGUGAUGGGACUGGUGGGAAAUGCUCUGGUGUGCAUUGCUGUGUAUACAAAUCACAGCAUGAGAACUGUAACGAACAUUUUUAUUGUGAAUCUGGCUGUGGCAGACUUUUUUGUGAUUCUCUUCUGUUUGCCACCGACGGUGGUGUGGGAUGUGACUGAAACGUGGUUCAUGGGGAAGACAAUGUGCAAGAUUGUCCUGUAUUUUCAGACCGUUUCCGUGACUGUUUCCGUGCUAACGCUCACCUUUAUUUCCAUCGAUCGAUGGUAUGCAAUUUGUUUUCCUCUGCGGUAUGUGUCGACAAAUGAGCGAGCCAUCGGAUCAAUCGCCUUUAUCUGGCUUGUGGCACUGAUUUCGGACAUUCCGGAAUUCCUCACAUUGACCACACAGCACAAGCAAUUGAGGUUUGGAAGCACUCUCUUCACGCAAUGCGUCGCACAGUGGGAUAAUCAGACGGAGAAGAACUUCCACAUCGCCCGAUUCGUGAUGCUCUACACUUUGCCGCUUCUCAUAAUGACAAUUGCUUACUUCCAAAUUGUGCGUGUUUUAUGGAAAUCCGACACAAUUCCUGGCCAUCGUGAGUCGCGACAUCAUCAGCAGUAUAAUUGUGCUUAUCUGAGAAACUCCGCAGUUCCUGCCAACUCCGGCACAAUGGGUCAGCUGAGGAUGAGACGAAAGGCCGCCAAGAUGCUGGUGGCGGUCGUUGUGAUGUUCGCCUGCUGCUAUUUUCCCGUCAAUGUACUCAAUGUCUUAAGAUACACCAUCGAUAUUGGCCAGAGUGAAAUCAUUUCAGUCCUCUCGCUCUUCUCGCAUUGGCUCUGCUAUGCGAACAGCGCUGUAAAUCCAGUCAUUUACAAUUUUAUGAGUGGCAAGUUCCGGCGGGAGUUCAAGAAUGCUCUGGAGAAGUGUCGAUGUUGUGGCUCUGGCCGAGGGCGCGUGGAGGAUCGAUCGAUGUACCACAGCGCCCACACGCCGGGAACAAGGCUGAACAACGUGAGUCCCAGCUCCAGGAGCAACUACCAAUUGGCCAGCGUGCGCGACUUCACGCGCCAGCAGACAAUCCAGACGUCGUUCAUCGAGAACGGCCACAAUAAUCACCACCAGACGCUGCUGGGCGCAGACGAGAAGGCGACACGGCGAUCGUCACGUCCCUGACGGGAGCGCCUCAAGCUCCGCGUCUCGUGGGUGACUCGCGGCCGUCUCAGCAGCGUCGACGAGUCGCCGCCUCUGGGCUGAGCAUUCCUCGCAUGCCUCCUGGACGCAGAGUUAUUCUCCGUGCCAGAGGGCUUGACGAGGGUGCUCUGAGACCCCUAAAUGGGGUGAAAUCUGGGGGCAUGUGUAGAUAUAAAUCAUCUGUGAGUACACAAUCUGUGGGAACAUUGGUAGAGAUUCUAGCGAGACAACAAGAAUAAAAGUCCUUUAAUGUCGCACUGAAAAUUGACAAUUUCGUGCUUUCAAAUCUGUAGUUUUGAUCCUGAAAUUUUUGUCAAUUUUCAAGUGAAAAAUAUAAUAAUUCUAAUAUGGAAAAAAAUAUAGUGAGAACAGUAGAACAUUCCCAUCAAUGUGACAAGGAAAGAUAGUGCUCAAUAGAAUUGUUUUUAUUUUCUAAAUUCUCCGGGCAAAAUGCUCACAAUUUUCUGUAUAUACGUAAGACUAAUUGAGACUAAAUUUUACUAAGUGUAAAAAGAAAUUUUAAUGUUAAGAAACACUGAAGAAGACUUGAGAAUCAAGAGCACAAUUCAACCAGUGAAUUGUUUUGUGAGUUUCUCAAGAAUUCUCUCACGGCACUAAAACAUACAUAUAAAUUCUCCUGCUUCUCGAGGACUUUCUUGGAAAAAUUAUCAUGAAAGUUUGCCAUAUGAUGAGGAAAUUCACACAAAAUUUCCCUGGAUAUUAAUACAAAAUUGGAUCAAUUAAAACAUGGAGCAAAAUUGAAGUUAGUAAACUUAGAAGUAUUUUUGUAUUUAAACUUACCAAGGAAAAAUCUCUUAGAAUUUAGCCUCAAAUGUAUUACUAAAGAAAUAACUCAAGACACUUUGUAAAUGGUUAAUGUGUAAAAAAAAGAAAAGAAAAAUAGUCUCAGUAUGAUUAGAGCCUAAGUUUUGCUCUCAAUGAUUUUCCUCUUCAAAGACUUCCAAUUAAAUCAUUGAGACCAAAGAGAGAAAAAA
Phlebotomus argentipes is the source of this 3778-nucleotide messenger RNA. RefSeq names its product orexin/Hypocretin receptor type 1-like. Gene Ontology annotation, biological process: G protein-coupled receptor signaling pathway. Gene Ontology annotation, cellular component: membrane. The transcript has 9 exons. Bases 1119 to 2765 code for a protein of 548 amino acids. The record is from RefSeq and is a predicted model, not a curated record. Gene Ontology annotation, molecular function: neuropeptide Y receptor activity. NCBI's taxonomy places the organism in Eukaryota, Metazoa, Arthropoda, Insecta, Diptera, Psychodidae.